AUGCCAAUAGACACUAUUAAAGCGGUGAAUGCCCUCGAAAUACACCUCGUGAUCCAAGCUUCAACGGUGCAGCACAUGAGGCAUCUGAAUCGAUUGCUAUACGUCACCAUCGUGACAAGUUUUGACAUUUAUGAUAUGGGUCGCAAUCAGAAUAACUAG
Messenger RNA from Plasmopara halstedii, 159 nucleotides. RefSeq lists its product as uncharacterized. Lineage: Eukaryota; Oomycota; Peronosporomycetes; Peronosporales; Peronosporaceae. The transcript is spliced from 2 exons. The record is from RefSeq and is a predicted model, not a curated record. The coding region runs from base 1 to 159 and encodes 52 amino acids.